Messenger RNA from Didymodactylos carnosus, 441 nucleotides. The record is from the annotation of a GenBank genome assembly. NCBI's taxonomy places the organism in Eukaryota, Metazoa, Rotifera, Eurotatoria, Philodinida, Philodinidae.
AUGAAGAUCGUUCAGUUCUCGACGAUAAUUCUGGCGACGAUAACACAUGAGGAAAAUUCAGAACUGCCGGACGGACUGGAAGACGGCUCGGAGGACUCUGAAACCGGUGCAACGGAUGAAGAUGAUUGGCAAGAAGAAACUGAUGUCAGUUCGGUGGAAAGCGACAGUGAUCAAGAACCGCCAAGACGUCGUCCGAAGCUCGAUCAGCGAUCAGAGUCGGAAUUAUUUUUGUCAAAAUCUGGUCGACGGUGGAGUACAUCCGAACCUCCGAAACGAAAAAUACCACAAGCAAAUAUUCUGCGACAGUUACAUGGUGUAGGACCCUCAGCAGCAAGGAUACAAACAGUGAAAGAUGCUUUUCAACUCUUAUUUACAGAAGAAAUGAUACCUAUCAUCGUCACAGAAACUAAUAGAAGAGCAAGGAAGGCUGCUGAAGCAUGA